AUGCUACGGAGAGCUGCGAGCAAUGCAUACUCAUGGUGGUGGGCAAGCCACGUUCGAACCAAACAAUCCAAAUGGCUCGAAGAAAACCUCCAAGAUAUCGAGGAGAAGGUGCAAUACGCACUUAAGCUCUUGGAAGAUGAAGGAGAUUCAUUUGCUAAGCGUGCAGAAAUGUAUUACAAGAGAAGGCCUGAAUUGAUAAGUUUCGUUGAAGAAGCUUUCAAGGCUUAUCGUGCUUUAGCAGAAAGGUACGAUCAUAUCUCCAAGGAGCUCCAAAACGCUAACACCACAAUUGCAUCUGUUUUCCCUGAACAAGUCCCUGAGUUUGCCAUGAACGAGGACGAAGAUUCUGGUCCUCAUGAUCAUGUCUCAUCAUUCAAGAAUGCGCCACCGAAUAAGAAUAUUCCAAAGGUUCCUGAUUUUCCUAUAAAAGACACUGAGGCUGCAAGGAUGAUGAAACUUAUCAGAGGACAAGAUGAUGACUCGACCGUUGUUAACAAGUCCGGUCUGAGCAAAGCCGAGGCGGUGGGAGAGAUUGAUAAGUUGCAGAAAGAGAUUCUUGUUUUGCAAACUGAGAAAGAGUUUGUCAAGACUUCUUAUGAGAAUGCACUUGCAAAAUAUUGGGAGAUUGAGAAUUGUAUCAUAGAGAAACAAGGCAAGGUUAUUAGUUUGCAAGAUGAGUUUGACGAAGGUGUUGUUAUAGAGAAUGAAGAAGCUCAGAUUCUGAUGUCCACCACAGCUCUCAAAUCAUGCGAAGAGAAACUGCAAGAGCUGAGAGAUAAACAGGAAGAGAAUGUUAAAGAGACAGAGAUUGCAAGAAAAGAGAUCAAAGAAUCAACAGAGGAAUUUGGUAACAUUUCUGAUGGAAGAGAGAAUCAGAGUAAUGAAUCCUUGGAGGAGAAGGUAGAUGAAGAGUUUGACUCUGAGGCUGCUGCUAGGUCAUGUGUUACUAUAACAGAUGUGGCUGAUAAGAUUGAUGAGCUUGUGAAUGAUGUGAUCAAUUUGGAGAGUUUGUUCACAUCUCAAGCAGCUUUAAUACAGAGGCUACGAGAAGAAAUUGAUGAUCUCAAGGCACAGAUUAGAGAUCUGCAAAAGGAAAACAACACAUCUCAAAGUGAUGAUAACACUGACAUGAGAGAUAAGAAGCUGAAGGGUAUUGAGGAUAUAGAUCAUGCAGUUGAAAAACAGAGCAAGAACAUUGAAAAACACCUUACACUAGCUCAUAUCAAACUAGUUUUCUUGUCUGAGAGAUUAAAAAGCUUGAAGCAAGGUGGUGGAGAAGAAGAAGUCAAGGCUAUUAUUGUGCCAAUUCAAGAUGCAAGAUCUUUGACAGAUGCAAAGCUUCCAGAGGAAAAUCUUGAUCAUGCAGUUAAAGUUAAUCAAGAAGAGAUCAGUGAAACUACAGAGAAGGAAGCUUUAUUAUCACCAAAAUCAGACAUUGGAACUGAAGAUGAAGCGUUCUUGGAGAAGUUGCUUGCACAUGGGACUGAAGGUAGAGAGAAACAUUUGUUAACAGAAUACACCAAAGUGCUUCGUAACUACAAGGAGGUAAAGAAGAUGUUAGAUGAGACAGAAACAAGAAGGAAGAGUGAAAACACAAUGAAAGAUGAACAGCUCAGAGUCUUAAACCAUAGACUCAACCUUCUUCUAAAAGGUCAAAAUGAUGGUGGUGGUGGUGAUGAUCUGCAAGAAGUCAGCGCCAAGGAUCAAAAACAAAAGGACCAACUGUUCAUGCUGCUUUUCAGAGAAGAUAAUGCUAUGAAUGCAAUAUCUGGUCAAAAGCAGAUGAUGCUAUCACCAAAUGAACAGCAAUUCGGAGCAAGAGUUGAUGCACUACUAAGCCAGAAUCUGAACCUCUUGGUGAAGUUUAGCAACUCUUUUGGACAGAUACAACAGUUUGAUACUGGGAUCAAGGACUUGCAUGUCGAGUUAUCUAAGAUCAUGGAGCAAAAGAAUCAAGAUAAGCCUUCUCUCAGAUCAAAUGUUCGUCCUAUUUACAAACACCUAAGCGAGAUCCGCACAGAACUAACAAUCUGGCUGGAGAAGAGUUUGCUUCUAAAGCAAGAAAUCAACUUAAGAGCUUCAACUCUAAGUGACCUACAAAAUGAAAUAACAGAAGCUCUCAAAACAGAUUCUGAAGACUCUGAAAUGAAGUUUACGACCUACCAAGCUGCUAAAUUUGAAGGUGAGGUUUCAAACAUGAAGAAGGAGAACGACAGGAUAGCAGAAGAGCUGGAAGCAGGUUUAGAUCAAGUUACCAAAUUGCAGAAGGAAGCUGAUAAGACGCUUGAGAAAUUGAGAGAGGAGUUUUCACUUGCUGAGUCAAAGAACCGUUCGAACGUGCAAUCUUCUUCGCAAGAUAUCAGAGCUCGUAUUCCUUUGAGGUCGUUUAUCUUUGAUAUAAAGCCAAAGAAGCAAAGACUGUCCAUUUUCUCUUGUAUUCAACCUUCAGUGUCCAAGAAGAUGAGGCCUGCUGGUUCAUAG
This is a messenger RNA of Microthlaspi erraticum, 2481 nucleotides long. Lineage: Eukaryota; Viridiplantae; Streptophyta; Magnoliopsida; Brassicales; Brassicaceae. The record is from the annotation of a GenBank genome assembly.